AUGCACGAGCAAGCGAAGGUCGCGGUGAAGCAAGCCUCGGAUACUAGUGCAGGCGGAGCGCGGGGCUUUGGUGCGGCGGUGGGACGGCGAGCUCGAGGCGGUGGCGUCGGGUGUCACCCGGGAGGGCAGCACGGCGAGAAGUCCGGCGGCGGGUCGGAGGGCGCACGGGCUGCCGGUGCGAUCGUCGGGCGGGCGCGGGCGAGCUGCAGAUCGCAAGUCACGGGAGAGGGUUCAGGUUCGGGCGGGGCAGUUUGGAUUGCGGCGUCGCGGCUGGUCUUCGGCUCCGAAGGUGUGUCGCGCGGCGUCGAUGACCGGCGAACAGCAGAGUCGCUGCCGGUGCGGAGGGUAGGCGGGGCCGGCGGUGCGAGUGACGCCGGUCGGCGGGACGUCGGGUUGCGCGGCGGUCACGGCUAG
Eucalyptus grandis is the source of this 414-nucleotide messenger RNA. RefSeq names its product glycine-rich cell wall structural protein-like. The transcript has a single exon. The record is from RefSeq and is a predicted model, not a curated record. Bases 1 to 414 code for a protein of 137 amino acids. Lineage: Eukaryota; Viridiplantae; Streptophyta; Magnoliopsida; Myrtales; Myrtaceae.